AUGAAGUUUUUGGUUGGAUUGCUGCUCCAAUGGUAUCUUCCUGGCAUUUAUGCCCUUGCCGAGAUUGCCUGUCGCAUAGCCGUAGAGCAGAAUGUCCAGGUGACCUAUCUGUACCGCUGUGCCAGCUGCCCGGCAUCCUUCGAUGCGGAUUACUCUGCCUUGGAAUUGGAUCUCUAUCGGUGUGUGGGCAGUAGACUGCCCGUAAUCACACGGAACAUGGAAGCACAUGAGCUGGAACCAUUUAGACGAACGGACAGCCUAAGCAUCUUUCAAAUUCCGGCUGCCGAAAAGGGUGAUUCCUUGGUACGCCGCAUCCUGGACAUGUUGAAUCCUCACCAGAGGCGCAAGCAUAUGCACAAGUAUCUGUUUGUUUGGCCAAAUGCCGGAAGGCAUCAGUUACUGCGACUUUUUCGCGGCAGUUGGGCCAAGAAGCUGCUCUACGGAUUGGCCAUUACCGGCAGGGAAAAUGGCACCUUUGACUUUGAUCCCUUUGCUUGGGGUGGUCUCCAAGUGAUUCAGCGGCUGGAUGGCGAAGUGCCGUACGCAAGAAAGGUGAAGGACUUGCGCGGCUACCCAUUGCGUUUCUCCAUGUUUACGGAUCCGUUGAUGGCGAUGCCCAGGAGUCCUGUGGAGACAGCUGGCUAUCAGGCAGUGGAUGGAGUGGCGGCCCGAGUUGUUGGCGAGAUGUUGAAUGCCUCAGUAACAUAUGUCUUCCCGGAGGAUAACGAAUCCUACGGUCGUUGCCUUCCGAAUGGAAACUACACCGGCGUGGUCAGCGACAUAGUCGGUGGUCACACCCACUUUGCACCCAAUUCCCGCUUCGUGCUCGACUGCAUUUGGCCAGCGGUUGAGGUGCUGUAUCCCUAUACCCGUCGCAACCUGCACCUGGUCGUGCCCGCCUCCGCAAUCCAGCCGGAGUACCUGAUCUUCGUGCGUGUCUUUCGGCGAACUGUGUGGUACUUGCUCUUGGUCACCCUUUUGGUUGUGGUGCUGGUCUUCUGGGUGAUGCAACGUCUGCAGCGAAGAAUUCCCCGUCGCGGAGUCAUCCAGUUUCAGGCAACGUGGUAUGAGAUUCUCGAGAUGUUCGGCAAGACACAUGUGGGUGAACCGGCGGGCAGGCUAUCCUCCUUCAGCUCGAUGAGAACGUUCCUCAUGGGUUGGAUCCUCUUCAGCUACGUCCUGUCCACCAUCUACUUUGCCAAACUGGAGUCCGGAUUUGUGCGACCAAGCUACGAGGAGCAGGUGGACCGAGUGGACGAUUUGGUACAUUUGGAUGUGCACAUUUAUGCGGUGACCACGAUGUAUGACGCAGUUAGGAGCGCCCUGACGGAGCACCAAUACGGUCUGCUGGAGAACCGUAGUCGCCAGCUGCCACUGGGAAUAGCCACAUCCUAUUACCAGCCGGUGGUCCGGCGCAGGGAUCGACGAGCGGCCUUUAUCAUGCGGGAUUUUCACGCCCGUGACUUUCUGGCCAUCACCUAUGACUCGCAGGCAGAGCGACCAGCCUACCACAUCGCCCGGGAAUAUCUGCGCUCUAUGAUAUGCACCUACAUCCUACCAAGAGGAUCGCCCUUUCUGCACCGCUUGGAAUCUCUGUACAGUGGCUUCCUCGAGCACGGCUUCUUUGAGCACUGGCGUCAAAUGGAUCUGAUCACCCGGGUUGGUGCGUCGCCGGAUGCUGAGGAGUUUCUCGAGGAUCUGGGCGACCAGACGGACACGGAUUCCGGCUCCAACGAGUUGGCGAUUCGUAACAAAAAGGUGGUUCUCACUCUGGACAUCCUGCAGGGCGCCUUCUAUCUCUGGUCCGUGGGGAUUGGCAUAAGCUGCUUGGGAUUUGCAGUGGAGCACGCUCAUUGGUUUUGGCGGAGACAGACACUUCGGAAUGCGGUUGAAGCUAGAACAAGCUAA
Molecule: messenger RNA, 1908 nt
Organism: Drosophila melanogaster (fruit fly)
Lineage: Eukaryota; Metazoa; Arthropoda; Insecta; Diptera; Drosophilidae
Gene: Ir68b
Product: ionotropic receptor 68b
Exons: 1
Coding region: 1-1908 (635 amino acids)
Biological process (GO): detection of chemical stimulus involved in sensory perception; monoatomic ion transmembrane transport
Cellular component (GO): plasma membrane; membrane
Molecular function (GO): ligand-gated monoatomic ion channel activity
Source: RefSeq, marked reviewed